Molecule: messenger RNA, 4390 nt
Organism: Zootermopsis nevadensis
Lineage: Eukaryota; Metazoa; Arthropoda; Insecta; Blattodea; Termopsidae
Gene: Unr
Product: cold shock domain-containing Unr
Molecular function (GO): nucleic acid binding
Source: RefSeq, a predicted model, not a curated record
GUUUCGUGUUCGACUGUUGACAUUCAACAUGGCGGCAUGUCGUCAGUGCUGUGCUGUGUCGUGCUUGUGUACUUGUUAGAUUAGAAAACGUUCAACAACGAUCAAGGAUUAAAAAUAAGCCGAACACAAUCCGCACCCAGCACGCAUUGAAGACAUCUGAGGAUUUUGCCAACUUUUUUUCUCACUUAGGAUCUCCAUUAACAUAAGUGACUCCAGACUUCUUACUAGCAAUCAGUGUUUGUUGUAGGCGUUAUUGGAAUUAUUACAGCACUGCAUUAAUAACUGUUGAUUGAACUGAAACUGUAAGGAAACCGCAGUUGUGUUUUUUACGUUUUGUACAUUUCCCCAUGUAAAAGGCCUAUAGCAGGCUACAUGUUGUAUUAUAUCUACUAUAUUCAUAUAGGUAUACUUCACUCAAAGAAACGUUCUGUGAUACGUCAUUCUUAAGCCGAAGUUUAUAAGUACAGAGAUAAUCAAACUAAGAUAACUUGUCAAAGACUAUGUCCAAUAAUCCUCAGUGGAAAUCGUUCCAGCCGCCAAGCAUGAACUCUGACACUGCAAUACUGGACUUCAAAUCUCUGACGAUCCCCAACAAUUCCACCACGUCAUCAAGUUUUCACAGCUCCCCCAAUGGAACGAAUUUCAAUAGCAGUAGUAAUCAUUAUCAAGUUGCUUCAUCGGCUCCAAAGGACUCCCCUAAUAAUGCAUAUAGUAACAAGGCAACUUCUAGCAACCAUUACUCACCCAAUUACAGUUCAUACUCCACCUCAAAUAAUGCAAGAGGAGGUGGGAGGUUCCCAAUUGGCACAUUCACAGGAAAUGAAGGAUGUAGCAAUAUGUACAAUGGUGACAACAUAGCAUCUCCUUCAGUAAACACUACUGGUUCCUCAAAUAAUUCCAGUUACAACGAUUCUGCACUUGGUAAUCAAGGCACGCGCGAAACUGGCAUCAUUGAAAAGUUACUGCACUCUUAUGGAUUUAUCCAGUGCUGCGAACGUCAAGCUCGUCUGUUCUUCCACUUCAGUCAGUUCAAUGGUAAUAUAGAACAUCUGAAGAUUGGUGAUCCUGUUGAAUUUGAGAUGACAUAUGACCGUAGGACUGGCAAACCAAUAGCAAGUGCUGUAACAAAAAUAGCACCUGAAGUUGUGCUGAGCGAAGAGCGCGUCACAGGCACAGUAACAACAGAACUGCGCAGCGAAGGCUCAGGCGGUGAUACUCAAGGACGAAUCAGUUAUGAGAACCGUGGAGAGUGCUUCUUCCUGCCUUACAAUAAAGAUGAUGUGGAAGGCAAUGUUACCUUGUGUUCGGGAGACAAAGUCAGCUUCCAGAUAGCUACCAAUCAGCGCAGUGGUAACUUGGGGGCCUGCCACAUUCGGCUGGAAAACCCCGCACAUCCCGUUAAAUACCAAGGUGUGGUCUGCUCAAUGAAGGAAAGCUUUGGUUUCAUCGAACGAGCCGACGUAGUUAAGGAAAUCUUCUUCCACUUCUCAGAGGCAAAAAUGAAAGAGGAAUUGCGACUUAAUGAUGACGUUGAAUUCACUAUCCAGACCAGAAAUGGUAAGGAAGUAGCUUGCAACAUCACAAAGCUGGAUCCAGGCAGUGUGGUGUUUGAAGAUUUGAGUACAGACAUAGUGAAGGGACAAGUACUGAAACCAUUGGAGCGGGGGCAGCAACCGAGACAUCAGAGCGACCCCUUACCGGGACGUAUCCGCUAUCGUGCGCCCGAUCAUUCAGAAGUCGAGGUGCCGUUCGGAGACAAGGAUCAGAAAAGAGACUUCACUCUAAAGCACGGAGACUGGGUGCAGUUUCAAGUGGCAACCGAUCGCCGAGACCAGCUACGCCGAGCCACCAGCAUCGCUCUGCUUGAUGAAUCAUUCUUGGUGUCUGGAGAGCGCCGGGAACAAGGCAUUGUGGCAGCGCUUAAAGAGGGGUUUGGUUUUCUGCGCUGCACGGAUAGAGAUGCACGCCUCUUUUUUCACUUCAAUGAAGUUCUGGAUGUUGAGCGUGAAAUUUGUGUUGGUGAUGAAGUAGAAUUUACUGUUGUCCAGGAUCAGUCGUCAUUUUCCAGUAGUCGCCAGAGUGCGAUUCGUAUUAAACACUUGCCGCCAGGAACAGUUCAGUUUGAGACUAUUACUGAAAAAAAUGUGACUGGUGUUGUAGGCAAAGAAGCGCCUCUCGCACCCAAUGGUUGGGGAUCCUGCAGUUCCGCUAAGACUGGCAGCCAGUCUCCAGGAACUGGUGAAAAAUCUGCAGAAUCAGGUGUUAUCAAUUACCAAGUUAAUGGCACGAAGAAAACUAUUUUCUUUUACUCCAAAGAUUGUGAUCCAAAGAAUUUUCCCAGAAUUGGUGAUAAGGUGGAAUUCAACAUCUGUCAAGUGAAACGGAACAAGGAGCUGCUUGCGAUUGAUGUGCAGGUUGUCGGCAAGAAUCAGAAUCAGACAAAGAAUGGAUUAGGGCGGUCAAAUAGCCUGCCCCACUGUCAAGGUUUUAUCGCUGCCCUUAAGGAUGGUUUUGGCUUUAUCGAGACUAUCGAUCAUGACAGUGAAGUGUUCUUCCAUUUCAGCAACUUUGAGGGGGAGGCAACCAGUUUAGAGCUCGGCGUUGAAGUGGAAUACAAUCUGGGUACACGCGGUUCAUCAGGUACCUGCUUAUCAGCAGAGAAUGUGCGCGUUCUGCCAAAGGGAACUAUUGAGUUGCCUCUUCCAGCUGGAGAAGUCUUGGAAGGGAUUGUAAUAAGACCCUUGCGUAGCGUGAACCCCGACCAAACGCAGUAUGCAGGCCUCGUACAGGUUACCACUGCAGAUGGAGACGAGAAAGGAGCAGAAUAUGAAUUUGGUAUAACUGGGCUAGCAAACAAGCGGGAACUGUUACAAGCUGGUGACCCAGUUACUUUCCAGGUGGACUCUGACAACAGAGCUGCCAAUAUUAUGGCUGUUCGCAAGAAGAGAAGAGCUGUUGUUGAUGCAGUGAAAGGUUUAUAUGGGUUUCUGGCCUAUGAAGUAGAUGAAGGAAAAAAGUUAUUCUUUCACGUGUCUGAAGUGAAGGACGGUGUCAGUCUUCAACCUGGUGACCAGGUUGAGUUUGUCCUUGUUACAAACCAGCGUACUGGCAAGUCCUCUGCUUGCAAUGUCACCAAAGUCAGCGAUGCUCCGCGACAAGAGCGUCCUGAGCGACUGAUCAGCCGGUUACGAACAAUCUCCCUGGAAGAAGCAGGGCCCAAACUAAUGGUGGUUCGUCAACCAAAGGGCCCUGAUGGGACCAGAGGUUUUAAUGCAGAUGUACGUCAGCCGCACGCCCCAGGUUCUGUAGCCGAAUAAUGCGCUGCUCACUAACUGUCUCUGUUCUUGUUGAAUCUGUGCUCUUGUAGCAAGUUCUUUUUUAGAAAAUAUAUAAUUAUCAUAUUCGUUGAUUCGAGUGGGAUAUCCUGCCUCCAUAGUCUUAAUACUCUUUAUUUCUUGCUUUAUGAAGGUUGACUGUAAACCCCGUCCUCAAAAUACUGACAUAUGAAGAGGAUUUGUCUUGAAUGUUGUGAACUGAAUUGUUUUAUGCAGUUGUAGUUUCCUAAUGGCUGACCUGUUGCUUUGCAGUGCACAGUGAUGGUACAACCUGUAUUUCUAAUAUGAGUGGUUUAAUUUUCUCUUCUGAUAAAUGCUUUUGGCUUCAGCCCAUUUCAGUUUAGAGCCUGUCUCAUAAAGUAAUAAUGAGACUAAUAUAAAAACAUAAGAAACAGUCUUAAAUAUAACUGUAGCAUAAUGCAGUUUCAGUGUUAACAUAAUUACUCAUAUAUUCCUUUGAUGAUUGAAACAACUCUGAGAAAUACAUAAUCUUUAAUAAUAAAACAAGGAAUUGAAUAUUGAUUGGGUGUAUAAUGGCAACAUACUAAGUGAAAGUUACAAGACUACCGUCAGAUGUGAAGAAUUGGGGUUGAUCACAUCUAGAAUAGGACCUAUGGCUUCAUAAGGUGUAUUCAGUCCCACAAUCCAGGUACAAAAUGGGGAACAUUCUUAUGCUCCAUUGUAUAACGUGGUUUUCAUCGUGCUUUGACGCAGCCUAUUUCAUGUAUGAAGGCGUUCAAAACCUAAAUGCACGAGUGUUUUAUGCUACACUGUGCAUCAGUUCUUGGGAAGUCUGAACGAGGUGUCCUUUGUUCCUCAAGAAGAGUAGAGAAGCUUGAUGGUAUUGAAACCACCAGUGGUUGUCGGUACCCACAACAACCUGUAUCAAAUAUACAAUAAAAGGUUUUACAUAAGAGCUAUGUUAGAGUGAAGCAUUUCCUGCCUAAUAUCUCAAUGAAUGUAUUUUUACCAAAUAAACUAUGAUGUGUCAUGUACUAGACGUGUGUAUGUGUGUAUAUACACACACACACAUACAUACAUACAGUGGGUUUGGU